AUGGUGUCCGACGAGCACUACGAGCUGUGCCUGCCUAUCCUGCAGGACCCCGCCCUCGAAGACGAAGACAAGACGGACAAGCUCGAGGAGCUCCUCAAAAAGGAGACCAGCCUGACGGGCGCCUCUCUCGACAAUGUCGUCCUCGAUGCCAUGUGGAGAUAUCGCGAGGCCGGAGGUGCGUCGGCCUCGCCUCCACCCAUCCGCCAGUCCAUCCUCCGCCGCCCUUCUCCGGCCUCCUGGCGCGGCUCCCCAACGCCCCUGACUGGGUCCCCGCGCCUCGGCGUGAGUCCCCUGGCACCCCCCGGCUUCGUCCCCUCCACCUUCAACCGGACCAUGUCGUCGACGGCCUCGCCCUUCUCGUCUCCCCGGGCCUCUCCGCGUCUCGCCCUGGCGACGCCCGCCAUACCCCACAGCCCGAACCUCAACGCCUACGAAUUUGCGAGCGACUCCACCCCCGCCGCCGAGAUCCUCGGUGACUACCAGACGGAGAACGUGGAAUGGCUCGUCAAUGACGAUGCCGCCAGCGUCUCCUCAUCGGUCGGCGCAUCGAGCGGCCUCAACGCCGCCGCCCCAGAGUUUUCGUCCGUGUCCUCGCUGCAGGCUGACAUGUCUCCCUAUGACAUGCUACGCUCCAUUCUUGGACAGACCCGGACUGACGAGGACAUUGAGGCUGCGCUCGCCAUGCAUGGCUACGAUCUGAGCGCCACCAUUGCGUCCAUCAUGGAGAAUCAAACCCAGGACGAUGGGCCCAUGGCCCUGCCCAUGGACGAGCCACGCAGCGUCGUGCAAAAGACGGGCGUCAUUUGUAAGUUUUACAUGUCGACGGGUCAGUGUCUCCGCGCAGACUGCCGCUUCAGCCACGAUCUGAGCAGUCACCUUUGCAAAUACUGGGUCAUGGGAAACUGCCUUGCCGGCGAUACCUGCAUCUUCUCUCACGACCCUUCCAAGUUGGUGAAUAAGCUUGGACUGGACGAGAGCUCGGCCAAAGUGCAGAGCAGCCUUCAGCUCCAGGACAUGAACUCUUUCCCCUGCCUGCGGCCAGAAACCCCCAGUUUCAGGGGUGGCUUCCCCGCAGAUGCCAAUGCCAACGUCGCGAGUUUCACCCCGCCGCUGGGACCGCGUCACUUGCACGGGACGGAGAGCCCCCGCCUGCGGUCACGGCCGGGCAGCCGACAUCAGGCAAAGGACACGACUGCGUCUGCCCCGGCGCUCGACGACAACGAAGCCUUUCCGUGCUUGGGCUCGGCUUCGACGAAGCAAGGCAAGAAGCACCACGGCAAGCGUGGCGGGCAUGGCCACGGCCACAAGGAGAACCUUGCUCCGAGCUCCUUGGCGGAAAUCGUCAAGAGGACGCCAUCCCCCGCUCCAGGCGCGUCUCGCCCCGAAUCCCGGAGGUCGGGACACAACGGAGGCGUCGUCCCGCUCCGGAACGGCGAGAGCAGCGCGGCCUCGCAGGCGAUCCCCUGCCCCAAGCAAAUUCCCUGGCUAGAGACGGGAGAGCUGGCGAACAAGGCGUAUCUCAAAGCCCGACAAGACGCCAUCAAGCAUGGCGGGCUUCGGAACAAGUUUCUGCAGAGUGCAGCGCAGGCGUGGAACCGCAACGAUGCGAGAGCGGCAAAGGCCCUCAGCCUUCGAGGCCAGAGCGAAAACGACCUGAUGCGGAAAGCACAUCGCGAGGCGGCGCGCGAGCUGUACGAACAACGUAACAAGGGCGGCAUGAACAAGGCGUCGGAGACAUAUGUGGAUCUCCACGGCCUCCAUCCCGAAGAAGCGGUGGAAUACCUGGAGAAGGUGCUGAUGGAGAAUAGCAGGGUGGCGAGACCCGUGUACGCCAUCACGGGCACCGGGCAUCACAGCAAGAACGGCAAGGACAAGGUGGGCAGGGCGAUCCGCGGCUUUCUCAACGAAUGGCGAUAUGCGUACCGCGAGUUCUCGGUGCCGGGGGACCGCAACAGCAUGGGCGGGAUACUGGGCAUCGAUGCCCGCAGCUGGGACAAGUCGCUGGGCCGAGAAGGGGGGGCGGGAGCGGGAGCGGGCGAGGAUGCCGAGGCGGUGGACAUUCUCAGCCAGGGCGUGGAAAUUGGGGACGGCAAGGUCAGGCUGUUGGUCCGGGACGCGCCCAAGGGGCCGAGCGGGCGGCGAUGA
Molecule: messenger RNA, 2145 nt
Organism: Hirsutella rhossiliensis
Lineage: Eukaryota; Fungi; Ascomycota; Sordariomycetes; Hypocreales; Ophiocordycipitaceae
Product: smr domain-containing protein
Exons: 4
Coding region: 1-2145 (714 amino acids)
Biological process (GO): negative regulation of DNA-templated transcription
Cellular component (GO): nucleus
Molecular function (GO): RNA binding; metal ion binding
Source: RefSeq, a predicted model, not a curated record